AAUAAUAAUAACUGAAGGGACUACGCAAGCUGAGAAACAAGACGGGCAAGCAGGAGAGGAAGAUGCCAGACGUCCGCUGUGAGCAGGUACCCGGCGAGGGCAGGAAGGAGGCUGAAAGUGUUGUCACAGGACCAGAACCCAUGCAAGUCCUGGCAGCACCAGCGGAUGCUCCUUGUGGAUGCUCUUGCACAGGACAGCCUCAGCCCACCAACUCCGUACCCAGAAUGUCCUGCACUGAGCCCCCACAGCCUAUCUCAGCGGGUGCCGCCACCACCACAACCAGCAUCGUUGCCUUGAGGCCCAUUGGACGUCUCAGUAUCUCUACGGAGGGUGACCUGGAGUGCUUGGUGUGCCGAGAGCCCUACAACUGUGCCCGGUCCCCCAAGCUGCUGAGCUGUCAGCACACCUUCUGUGCCGUAUGCCUAAAGCUUCUGCUCUAUGUGCAGGAGGACACCUGGUCCAUCCCCUGCCCACUGUGCCGAAAGGUUACUGCGGUCCCUGGAGGCCUCAUCUGCAGCCUGCGAGACCAGGAGGCGAUGGUGGGGCGGCUGGCCUUGCCAUGCCCAGAGGUGCGCCUAUGUCCCCAGGGGCUGGUUGGUUCUGCCACUUCAGCAGCUCGGCCAGCCAGCUGUAUAGAGGAAGAGCAGGACAUUGUGAGUGUCAACCGUGUGGCUGCCCGGCGCCUGGCUGUUCACCUGCUCUUGUUGGCUCUUCUUAUUGUCCUCAUCCUGCCUUUCAUCUACCCAGGCGUCAUCCGGUGGGUGCUGGCUUUUGUCAUCGCCCUGGCGCUGCUGAUGUCCACUCUAUUCUGCUGUUACCCCCAGAGCCAGGGCAGCAACUGGCCUUGCCCCAGGACUCUGUUCUGCAGAAAGCCAAAGCAAACCCAAAUCACUUCUAUCGCCUGA
This is a messenger RNA of Acomys russatus (golden spiny mouse), 905 nucleotides long. RefSeq names its product ring finger protein 186 (gene Rnf186). Gene Ontology annotation, biological process: protein autoubiquitination; proteasome-mediated ubiquitin-dependent protein catabolic process; protein localization to mitochondrion. The coding region runs from base 63 to 905 and encodes 280 amino acids. The transcript has a single exon. Gene Ontology annotation, cellular component: endoplasmic reticulum membrane. Gene Ontology annotation, molecular function: ubiquitin protein ligase activity. Lineage: Eukaryota; Metazoa; Chordata; Mammalia; Rodentia; Muridae. The record is from RefSeq and is a predicted model, not a curated record.